ACUCUCUGAACUUGGCCUUUCUUUGGAGACAAGUUCUGUGUUAGAGAUAAAAACAUGGUUGGUGUUUGAUAGAUGGUACCAGAUAUUGAAUGGGGAAAGAAUGUUCGUAUAGUGUUGGACAUUGGAUGCUCAGAUUCAAGUUUUGUAGCUGCAUUGCUGGAUAAGGAUGUUUUGACAGUGUCUCUAGGCUUAAAGGACGAUCUAGUCGACUUAGCACAGGUCGCCCUUGAGCGCGGGUUUCCUACUUUAGUCAGCUCUUUAGCAAGUAGAAGGCUUCCUUUUCCUAGUGGAGUCUUUGAUACCAUUCAUUGUGCUGCUUGCGGAAUCCACUGGCAUUCUCAUGGUGGUAAACUUCUUCUGGAGAUGAACAGGAUUUUAAGGCCUAAUGGAUACUUCAUUUUGUCAACGAUGACCGCAUUGACAGCUUCUAUUUGUUGGAAUAUUCUUGCACACAAAACCGAAGAAGCAAGUGAAAUGGGAGACAACGAAAACCCAGAUGCAGCCUGGUAUGUGCCGAUGAAAACUUGUAUACAUGAAAUACCGUCGGCUAUAGAACAGCACGGAGCAGAGUGGCCUGAAGAAUGGCCAAAGAGACUUGAAACAUACCCUGAGUGGUUAACCAGCAAAGACAAAGCCAUUGAAGAUACAAAUCAUUGGAAUGCUAUGGUAAACAAAUCUUACCUCACUGGAUUAGGCAUCGACUGGUUGCACAUCCGGAAUGUGAUGGUCAUGACAGCUAUCUAUGGCGGGUAUGGAAAAAAGGAGAAUUCUCUAUUGUUGCUCAUAGAAGAUAUUUUGUAUUUGUGCCUGUUCAUUCACCAGAUACGCUUCCCAUUCAUAUACGAAAGAGGUCUCCUCGGUAUAUACCAUGAUUGGUGUGAACCAUUUGGAACAUAUCCAAGAUCAUAUGACCUUCUUCUUGCUGAUCAUCUCUUUUCGCGGCUCAAGAACAGGUGUAAGCAACCAGCUUCGAUCGUGGUAGAGAUGGAUAGAUUGACAAGGCCUGGAGGUUGGGUGGUUGUGCGUGACAAAGUGGAGAUAUUAGAGCCAUUGGAAGAGAUAUUAAGAAGCUUGCAUUGGGAGAUUCGAAUGACUUAUGCUCAAGACAAAGAAGGAAUGUUAUGAUUUAUCAAAAUCAUCCAUCAAUUCUCGUCGAAACCGAUAUCCUCAACCCUAAAUUUGUCAGUCUCGACUUCCUCUCGAUCCGAAGAGAUUUCUGUGGCUAUUGCCAUGUCAUUGUCAAGUGAGCGAAGACGCGAAUAUAAUAGGAUGUUCCAGGUCGUCCAUGAUCCCGACCUUAGUUAUGACGAUUUUAGCAGGGGAUAUCUUUUAAACCAUCUAUGUGAGCUACAGCGUUAUUACCAGGAUACCGUCAAAAUUAAUUCGAUUGCGGGGAAGGGCAUCAACGACAACAACAUCAAUCUCCUCCAGGCAGUUGGAAAGAUCUUUAAGAAGAAUCCUUCUACCACUGUCAAAGUCAGUUUCCUGGUGUCUUACCCUCGCCAUCGUCCUUGUGUUAUCGUGGAACCCUCAGAGAAUGUGAUCAUAAACAACAAAAGUAACAAAAGUGUCCUUGAUCUUAAUGGUGAAGUCUCUGACUCUCUCCCUUAUCUCCUCGAUUGGGAUUUCCAUAGGUCUAAUGUCCUAUCACUCCUCUUGAAUCUCGUCCACGCAAUCAGUGUUCCAGACCAAUUUUUAGACCUUACUUUCAAUAAAGUUUUGUCUUAUCAUCAGGCCAAGUUGGCAAGACUCCUAGUCGCCAAUGGAAGGGAGGAUCUUUACAACAUGAUUGCACGUCUCCCAAAAGAUGAACAAAAAAAAGCUUUUUUCGAUGCGAUUAUUGCUCGAUAUCGACCAAAUAAGGAUUUAGCUACACACAUCCAGACUAAAAAAGAUGGUAUAAAUGGGUUCAUCAAGAUUGCGGAAAGCGCUUUCCUCGAGACCUUCCCUGCUUCAAAAGAAACCGUUGUUGGUGGGGCCUCAUCUUCGACGCUUGGGUUACCGCCUGCUCUGGGUUUUCCGCUAGACCCCGGGCAUCUCUCCAGACGGCUCUUUCACAACCUUCCUUACGAUGACAAGGACUGUAUCCAACAACAUUUCUCCAGCCUUUUCACUCACAGCCUUCCUUACGAUGACAAGAACUGUAUCGAACGACAUCUCUCUGAGCUAUUCCGUGAUUACCCUGUGCUAAAGGCCAAGACAAGAAAUGUAGAUUGCGAAGGCUCGAAGGUGAAUUUCAUCGUGGUAGAGGGACCCAUCCUGUUUCGUUCUGACGUACCUAUAGACAUCAAGUUUCCCUUUGAUGUCAAGGAAAAAAGAGUCGAUGUCACUAUCUGGCUCCGCAAAUCUUACCCUAUUGAUCGUCCCCGCGUCUAUGUGAAAUGCCCCCAUGAUAUGCAGGUCGACAGAAACUUUGUAAAUGUCCUGCCCACUGGUGCUGUCCAUUUUUCUUAUCUCCAGGAGUGGGUUAGAGGCCGAUCCAGCCUCAUAGGACUCGUCUCGCAUCUCAUCGCCGAAUUUAGCUGUCAAUCGCCCAACUUAGUUUACGCCAAACACCGCCCAAGUUCGUCUUGUGAUGAUCAGGGAAGUUCUCGGGUUCUUUUGCAUGGCUCCUCACGAAGAAAACUUAACCCGUUGAUGACAAAAGUUUCGCAGGCUGGCUCGGCAACUUGUGAUGGGAAGAGUGAAUACCAAGUUCUUGACGCUGGACAGUCCCUUGGUCAAGGCUAUCUAGAUGUUCAAGAUACCGAAGGAGCACAGUAUGGGUCUUCUACUACAGAAUCGUCCUCUGUCAAUGAACAGGCUGUGGAUCGGUCAGAGAAUAACUUUCAAGACAUAUCUUCACAGUUCCGUGAUGCGCUAAAUCUAGAUUCUUCCCAUACCCCAAAUCAGAAACCUAAGGUACUCAUACAUAUCAUCUGACCAUAUUUCUUGGCGUGUAGAGCAUUGUUGACUAUUGGGGGUAAUGUUGCUAAAUGUGUAUUUGGUAUCUCUCCCCAGGACUGAGGAGGCUAAUAAUGGUCAGGUUUCACC
This is a messenger RNA of Arabidopsis arenosa, 3033 nucleotides long. The record is from the annotation of a GenBank genome assembly. Lineage: Eukaryota; Viridiplantae; Streptophyta; Magnoliopsida; Brassicales; Brassicaceae.